Peromyscus californicus insignis is the source of this 3703-nucleotide messenger RNA. It is a transcript of the gene CUNHXorf58, whose product is annotated as chromosome unknown CXorf58 homolog. The transcript is spliced from 3 exons. NCBI's taxonomy places the organism in Eukaryota, Metazoa, Chordata, Mammalia, Rodentia, Cricetidae. The record is from RefSeq and is a predicted model, not a curated record. The coding region runs from base 1443 to 2777 and encodes 444 amino acids.
AAAAGUGUGAAGCAUAGUGAUAAAUUACAGCAGAAGCUCUUAAUGCAGGAGGUACGGGAACUAGGCAAAGCGGAAAGGGACAGCUUCACCUUCGCUAAACUCUAACUGAACUUUAGCAUUUCUUUCAAGUACAGUGUAGGCAACAAGCCUCCCAGUAUUAGCAGUACCUGUGAGUGUCACCAAGAGAAAGCAGAGAUCUUUUCAUACCAUUUACAGGCACGGCAGCUAACUAAAAAUAUCGCUUAUGCUCAUUACUACAAAAGUACAGUGGUUAUUAGAUUUUGUUUUAUGCAUAAAGAAGACACUGCGAUUUCAUUUUAAAAAGGUAUUUUUGAAGAUAUGACUAAGAAUUUGAAAGCUUCAUCCGAACUGGAAUAUAAUGCUUCAAACAGUAAAAUGUUACAGGCAGAAUCAAGUAAUUUCAGAUAUGCCUGCUCACAUUACCAAAGGGGCACUGAACUAUGAAGAGAUUAAGUAAUUUGCCCAAAGUCUCACAAGUGUUUAAUAAAAACUGCACAAAAAAACUCUACAAAAAAAUGUGUGAAAAUCCUCCACCUGGUUUCCACAGUCAGCAAAGUACCUCCUGCCAUUAAGUAAUUUGUGAGGAGAAUGAAUGUCCCUGAAUUACUUACUGCUCACAAAGGUUAACUUCAAGAGCCAGAUGUGGUGGUGAACGUCUGUAAUCUCAGCACGUGGGAUGUUGGGACAGGAAGACCAGCUUAAGGCUACCCUCUACUACAUAAGGAGACUGAGGCCAGCCUCAGAUACAUGAGAUCCUGUGUCACAAGAAGAACCAUUAACUUCAGCUGUGGGGUGAAUAGGAGGAAAAAGAUCGCGAAAAGAUAGCGGAGGGGGAGGCCAGUUAGGAGGUCAUAGAUAAAUUCACUGUCUUUCCGACAAACCACAUGGUAUUUUCAGUAUGGAAAGAAUGUAAACUGUAAACGCCACUGAACACACAAUGCUUUCUUUUUAAAGGGGUUCUAAAAUGAACAGGACAAUCAUAUGGCAUUUGAGUCUAGUCCAAAUGUAAUAAUGUGGGGAUUAUGGCCUUAAAAGCUUAAUGUAUGUGUGUUCAGAUUACUUCUUUGUAGGGACAAUGAAAAAGUCCUCAAAUACAACAGAUACUCGUGCUCCAAAAUCAGAUAGUCAGCUCCCAGAAAAAAUCCACAAGACACAACCGGCACGUGCUGCAAAGAAAAAGGCAAGAAAAGAAGACAUUGCAGCAACAAAAAUACAGAAAGCCUGGCUCAUUUAUGUGGACAAAACAUUGUUUAAACUCCUAAAACACGCAAUUUGUGCAGCGCAUCCUGAAAGCUUCGUCACAUUCCCUGCUGUGUCUCCAUCAUCCACCUGUCUGAGAACCUGCUAACAAACAGGAGGAAGACAGCUGGGUUUUAGGAAAUCCCAAAUCAACACCUGAGGGAGAUUGACGAGACUCUAAAAUGAUGGGUCAAAAGGUAGACCUCUACACCAAAACUUGGUCUGCCAAAGGCAUUAAAGUUCAGGAUUUACAGAAUCGGAGAGUACCAGGGGGGCGGAGAGUUCCCCCACGAGAAGAGAAUCCCAGGAUGAAAUGCAGAAACUGUGGGGCCUUUGGACACACUGUAAGAAGCAAGAAGUGCCCUAUCAAGUCUUGGGAUGGUGCCAUGGCACCACUACACUUGGGCAUCGUAAAGAAGGAAAAGGAGAACCGAGACCCACGAAAGCGACAGAAUCCUCAGAGCCCUGAGCCAGUGAAUGAGACAGAGAAAGAGAAGAAAGAGAGAGAAAGAUUAGAGCAGCAGAGGAAGGCUCUCCUGCUCAAAUUUCCCAAGAAGCCCCCCGAGAGGAAGCCUCAGAGUUGGAAGGAUACGACACAUCCUGGUGACUAUCUGAGGCGUCCGAGCAGACCAUCGGUCUUCCAUGUAAACAAGAAAUUAUCCCUGAACCAUACUCAAACUAAUCUGCCAUCAGUCAAGAAAUCAGAUGGGGAACAUGUGUGCCAUACAGCACCUUCCACAGAAGACCCUAAUAUUACCUUACCUCUCAAGGAAGAUAAAUGUCAGACCCUGGAGGUCCCUAACAUGCCAAAAACAACAGUUGGGCACAGUGAUGAGGAGCCAACCUUCAGUGAGAAGCCAACAGACCAAAGCACAGAGUAUUGCUUCCAUCAAGUCCCACAGGCUGCCUUCAAAGUGCAGGAGAUGAACCCCAUGCUGAACACUCAGUCACCAGCCCAGCAUUCUGAUGAAGACAAACACUCCCACACAGCACAUACAGAUAGCCAGCGUGCUGAACUCAGCUUCAAGGUAACCCAUAAGAGAAAUCUCCAGCUCCCCACCCAGAUUAUCCAAAAUCCUCCAAAGAAACGACGGCUAAGCUCCUACCAGAGACCCCAGAAGAGCACUGAGAAGCCUAUGUUGGAGUCUUUCCGUGUUGUGCCAUGUUCUAGUACCAGCCAAGUUGAACCAAAAGGAUUACCUCAAGUGACCGGUGUUGAGCAACAGCCUCCACACAACAGAGCUCUUCUGAAUUUCACCCAGCCUUUCACUGAGUCCCAUCAUCCAUUGUCCAGCCACGUUCCAGUCCAACCUCUCCGAAUGGUCUUUACUAGAUUGAGAAAUGGCUACUGGAGCUCCAGGAUCUUCGAAGCUUCCUCAUCCCAUCCUCCUGAAAAGAAGAUGUCUUCUGAUAAGAUCUCACCCUCCCUGAAGCAGUCUGAGAAACCAUAUCCCUGGGUCCCACUGAGUGUCUUCAUAAACACCCGUCCAACCUCCUCCUUUGAGGAGAGUCACUGAGAAGAAGGUCACAUCAAAAGAGACUCUGUCUCCAGCCUCAGAGGGACUUGUAGUAGACUAGGAGUGUUGAAUGGAGGAGAGAGCAGAGGAAGCUGACUGAGCCAUUUGAUUGGGGUCCUUGGGGGUAGUGGAGCAUAUGAACUGGUGGAAUACCAUCAACUGAGCAGCAGACACAAGACACCAUUCGGAUCACAUCAACUGGACUUCACACGGAGUUUACUGAGGUGAAAUGUUAAGGAGUCCUCCAUGAAGUCUGUAAGAACUUGAGUUGGCAAGUACAUGUGUUUAUUCACACAUAAGCAGAAAACCAAAAUUAACCUGUUUGGCAUCCAAGUGUCUAUAUUAGUGGAAAGUCUGGGUGACCUCCAGGACCUACAUCUUCAUCCUGACCUCAAAAGGGAGCUCUUGACUGUCAAAUGUGUCGAUGAGAACUGUCGUGAAGAAAGCUCUCUUGCCCUUACAGAUGUUCUUCGUUAAUGACUUGUAAAUAGGUUUUACAGGUACGUUUCAGUGUUAAUAAAGUUCUACAAACUAUGCCAAAGAGAAAGGGAGAUGCACCGUUAUGCCUUUCCCCAAGUGCUGCAGCUGUCACUCUCCUGGAGUGAUCAGCCCCAAUCGUUCCUUAUGGUGUCCUCAUUUUCCCUGGGAAAUUAGAUGUUAGAAUUCUGUUUGUUCUUGUUAUUAAGAUGUUAUCACACUAUUCAGCCUGACUUUUUCAGUGAACACUACAAUGGUCUUUUAAUGAACAGAACAUACCCAACUUGAAGAGAACAGUUUGGACUGCCCUUGUCCCUUGCAUUCCUUUGCAAAACAAACUUGACUAAUAUGUAUACUCACAGUCGAAAGAAAACUUGCAAUGGUGGGAUUUUUCUCAUUCUAAGUUUACAUUUUUUGCUCUUUGAAUAAAACUUUUGUUUGCAAAUUAA